AUGCUCACGUUAUUUUUUAAGUCUAUUGGAGCUUUAAAUGCUUCAAUCAAUUCAGAAAUAUAUGAAUCUGAUAAUUUAACUAGCAUGAUACGUGAUAAUAAUCUUACAUAUUCAAAUAUUUCAACAUUAAAGAUUUUAUCUGGAAAUUUUGACAUAACAGAAUUCAAUUCCAAAGAUUUCUCUAAUCUUGUAGAGUUUAGUGUAGAAUCAGAAUGUUUUUCCGGCGAAAUUCCAUAUGGUCUCUUCCUAAAUCAUCAAACAAUCAAAGUUAUUAACAUAUCAGGUGCCACAUCUUCUAAUGAAUACUCAUUUGCCAACUGCCAGAGCCUAGAAGAAGUUUAUUUACAAAGUUGUGUUUCAAUUGGUCAAUACUGUCUUUCUAACAAUGCUGCUCUCGUCACUAUAUACCUUCCAAGUCUUACAACCAUAUCUCCAUUUGCUUUUUACGAUUGUUCUUCCCUGAAAGAAUUAAAUUUGCCAAACUUAGAAACACAGUUGACAACAAACUCAGAGGGAUAUGAAGUCGGCAACUACUUCUCGUUCUGUACGAAACUUAAAAAUAUAUCUCUUCCGAAGAUAAAAGUGAUAAAUGGCUUGACAUUUCACAGAUGUCAAUUGUUGGAGUACGUCUAUGCUCCAGAUGUCGAAUUGAUUAAAAGAGAAGCAUUUUUAGAGGCUGGUCCCCUUUCAAAAACCGAAUUUAAUUCGGUAUCUACACUUGAAGAGCGUUCUUUCUAUACAACAACGGCAACAGUCCUCAGUUUCCCUAAAGUUACAUCCAUUGGAGAUAGAUCUUUCGGAAUUAGCAACAUUCAAAAAAUUUAUUUAGAAAAGUGCGAAACAAUUGGUGUUUCUUCGUUCGAAAGAUGCGUACAUCUAUCAGAGAUAUCAUGUCCUGCUGUAAAAGUCAUCAAAUCCUCAGCUUUUACAAAUACCCGUCUUAUUAACGUUGUUUUCCCUCAACUUACAUAUUUAUCUGUCGAUGGAGACACAGGAAGUCAGUUCGAAGGUUGCCACUUCCUUCAAAUCUUCUCUGCUCCCUUGUUAAAAGAAUUUGGUUCAAAUUCUUUCAAAAACUGCAUUUCCUUGGAAUCAUUUGACGCACAAUCGGUUGUAGAGAUAGGAAACAAUGCGUUCUACAACUGUCAGCACAUUUCCAAGUUGAAAUUCCCAAAUCUUGAAAAAAUUGGAAUUUUUUCUUUCGCAAAUUGCUCUCAAAUCGAGAAUAUAAGUUUCAAUUCACUCACAGAAAUGAAGGAAUCCGCUUUUGAGAGCUGUAAAUCAUUGAAAAAUGUUGAAUUCGAAAAUCUCAAAAUUAUUUCAACAUUUUCAUUCAGAAACUGUGUUUUAUUAGAAUCAGUAGAUGCCAAAUCAGUUGAAGAGAUUGGCGACAGUGCGUUUUUCAAUUGCCAGCAUCUAUUUAAGUUGAAAUUUUCAAAUCUCCAAAAAAUUGGAGUUUCUUCCUUCGAAAACUGCUCUCAAAUAGAGGCAAUCAGCAUCCCUACAUGCAUAGAAAUGAAGGAAUCAGCAUUUGAGAACUGUAAAUCACUCAAAACUGCUGAAUUUAAUAAUCUCAACUUAAUUCCAGCAUUUUCAUUCAGAAACUGCGACAAAUUAUCAAAAAUAAGCUUUGAUAUGGCCAAAUCUGUUGCCAAUUGUUCAUUUUAUGGCUGUUCUGCCCUUCAAACCAUUAAUUUCCCAAAUCUUCUCGCAAUUUCGGGUUCAUCCUUCGAAAACUGCCAUAAUUUGGCCAGAGCAACUCUUCCUUUAGUCACAGUCAUCUCAGAAUUCGCUUUUAAGUCCACAAAUCUCACAAUAAUUAAUUUUCCAAAAUUAUCUAAACUUUAUAGCGAAUCCUUCAUGAACUGCAAGCAGCUAACUAAAGUAAACCUCACGGGACUAACAGAACUCGUCGGAGAUUCCCAUUUUUCAGGUUGUUCUGAAUCAAAAAUUUUUGUUUUGAGUAAUUUACAAAAUGUUUCAGAAACAUCAUUAAACAUCUUCGACGGCUGUGUUAACAUGGACGAGCUCUAUCUCGGGGACAAGCCUCCUAAAGAAUUCAAUGAAGAAGUGUUCAAAAAUUUCAGCAAAUCCAUAAAAUUGCAUUUGCCAAAUUCAGAUUCAUGGAAAAACUAUGUUUCCAGGUGCAAACUGAGUAAGGAACAGGAGUAUAUAUACAAGGGAAUUAAGAUGAACCACUACAAACUGUCCAAUCACAUUAUUCCGAUUCUGAUUGCUGUUGGAGCUGUUUUGUUACUAACUAUUUGGAUUGUUUCUUGCUGGUUAAAGAGAGCUUUGGACAAACAGGAACCAGUCGACAAAUUCAGCGAAUUACUCAACUCAAUGGAUCCUUCUGCACCUCUUCUUUAG
Molecule: messenger RNA, 2370 nt
Organism: Trichomonas vaginalis G3
Lineage: Eukaryota; Parabasalia; Trichomonadida; Trichomonadidae
Product: surface antigen family
Exons: 1
Coding region: 1-2370 (789 amino acids)
Source: RefSeq, a predicted model, not a curated record